CUAAUUUGGAACUCAAAAAGAGAGAGAGAAAGAAAUUCACCAGCAGUGUAAUGAAAUAUGAAAGUAUAUAAGAUGUACUCUGUUUUUUGCAGUGUUUUUGGGCGACUCUGUUUUGAUCGAAUUGCCUUUAGAACAGGAAAGGCGGAGCAUACAUCUGAUCGUUUGCCUCUUAUCGCGUUGAUUUUCAGAGACCCAAAGCUCUUUUGAUUGCUCUGCUUCCUUGGGUUGCUUCUUGAAUCAUCUUCAUCUGUUCAUAAUUGGAUUCGCAGGAACAGAUUUGAAGGAUUUCAGGUGUACAAAGGAGAGAGGGAGAUGGAGAAGAAUCACCACAAUCGAGAUGGGUUGUUACUAAGAUCAACCCACCACUCUUCUGAGACAAGAUCGCAAGCUACAACGUCGUCUGACUUCGUGUUGCAGUGGGGGAACCGGAAGCGAUUGCGGUGUAUGAAGUUUCAGAACAGGGACACUAACACCACCACCAAGCAAAACGACUCCUCCGGCCCAGCCCAUGUUCUGAGAACCACGGUUCGGGUCGAUCGUCGGGUUGUCAGAAUGGAUCCCAAUAAGGACUCGAAUCAACCUACGGCCACCAUCAACAACCAUACCAAUAACGGCGGUUAUCUGAAUCUUCAACGGUCAGCAUCGCCGUCUCGUCGCAUUCUCAGGAAUUCUGAGUGUUCAAUUGCCAUGAGGGGACACGGCAACGGUGUAAAGGGACUGUCUUCUCCAGACAGAGGGGGUGCUCAUGAUAAGAAAGGUACAAACAACAAUACAAACGCCACCACCAGGUCCAUCACCAACCAUUAUUUAGAUGCCAAAAGCUGUGGUGGUGGUGGUGGUGGUGGGUCGGCGUCGUCGGAGACGGCCCAUGAUAGCAAGAAAGGGGGGUCAUCUUCGGGGAGUGAAGCGAUCCCGGCAGUGUGGCCGCCCAAGUUCGUGAUCGCUUUGACGAACAAGGAGAAAGAGGAGGAUUUCAUGGCUCUCAGGGGGUCCAAGCUCCCUCAGAGACCCAAGAAGAGAGCCAAAUUCAUUCAACGCACCGUUAAUUUGGUAUGUCCUGGGACAUGGUUAUGUGAUCUAACCUUAGAACGCUACGAGGUGAGAGAGAAAAAGGUCUCCAAGAAGAGACCAAGAGGGCUAAAGGCUAUGGGCAACAUGGACUCCGACUCGGAAUAGAGGAAACUCCAUGGAACAGAAAUGGGGUGUUCUCGAAGAGUCAAUGUAAAACAGGAUGGUGGUGAUGGCAGAGAAUGGAAGUUGUUGAUCCUAAGCAGAUCGAGGAUGCAGGGAAUUGGAAGAUAAGUUUCAUUUUGUGUUUCAUCACUAACAGAGCAAAAUAUUCUAGCAGCCUAUAUAUGAAGUUUUCCCCCAACACUUUCUUUUCCUUGAAUAGUUUUUGUUUUGCUUCUAUGCAUUUAGCUCUUAUUUUCCUUUUCCUCUUCUUUUUCCAUACAUGUUUAGCCUAGGAGAUGUGGUAAUUGAGCUUGUGUUUUCGCAGUUUAAAAACGAGAAAUGAACAAAAAAUCAAGGGAACAUAGUUAUAAAAAUGGGUAUGAUUAUGGUGGUACUGGUUUCGAUAUUGUGCCUCUACUAAUCUCGG
Messenger RNA from Ilex paraguariensis (yerba mate), 1600 nucleotides. NCBI's taxonomy places the organism in Eukaryota, Viridiplantae, Streptophyta, Magnoliopsida, Aquifoliales, Aquifoliaceae. The record is from the annotation of a GenBank genome assembly.